Molecule: messenger RNA, 1849 nt
Organism: Gracilinanus agilis (Agile Gracile Mouse Opossum)
Lineage: Eukaryota; Metazoa; Chordata; Mammalia; Didelphimorphia; Didelphidae
Gene: HHEX
Product: hematopoietically expressed homeobox
Exons: 4
Coding region: 15-848 (277 amino acids)
Biological process (GO): cell differentiation; regulation of transcription by RNA polymerase II
Molecular function (GO): RNA polymerase II cis-regulatory region sequence-specific DNA binding; DNA-binding transcription factor activity, RNA polymerase II-specific
Source: RefSeq, a predicted model, not a curated record
GCCAAGCGGCAGCCAUGCAGUACCCGCACCCCGGGCCCGGGGCCGCUGUUGGGGUACCCUUGUACGCGCCCACCCCGCUGCUGCAGCCCGUGCACCCGACGCCCUUCUACAUCGAGGACAUCCUGGGGAGGGGGCCCGGGGCCCCGCUGCCGCCAGCCGCUCCCACCCCCACUCCCACUCCUACUCUGCCUUCGCCCAACUCGUCCUUCACCAGCCUCGUGUCCACCUACCGGACCCCCAUCUACGAACCCACGCCAAUCCACCCCGCCUUCUCCCACCACCCGGCCGCGCUGGCCGCCACCUAUGGGGCAGGCACCUUCGCGGGGCCUCUCUACCCCUUCCCCCGGACGGUGAACGACUAUACGCACGCCCUGCUCCGGCACGACCCCCUGGGCAAACCCCUUCUCUGGGGCCCCUUCAUGCAGAGGCCCCUACACAAAAGAAAGGGAGGACAAGUAAGAUUCUCCAAUGACCAAACCAUCGAAUUGGAAAAGAAGUUUGAGACCCAGAAAUACCUUUCCCCACCUGAGAGGAAGCGCCUUGCCAAGAUGCUACAACUCAGUGAGAGGCAGGUGAAAACCUGGUUCCAGAAUCGACGAGCCAAGUGGAGAAGGCUUAAGCAGGAAAACCCUCAAAACAAAAAAGAGGAAUUGGAAAAUCCAGACCGUCACUGUGAUCAGAGACAAGAUAACUGUUUGCCCAGUGACCAGACGAAAGACCUCUCUUUGGAUAGCACGCAGUGUUCUCCCUCUCCUGCUUCCCAGGAAGAUUUGGACUCAGAGAUUUCAGAGGAUUCUGAUCAGGAAGUGGACAUUGAGGGGGAUAAAGGCUAUUACCAGGCAGGAUGAUGAGUGGACACCAGGAACCUGAGCAAAACUGGACUUGGGAACAAUAACAUUUAUUUUCUUUUAAUUGGAAGAUCUCUGUGGAAGAGCUGAGGGAAAAAAAUGAACCAAAGGGAAUUGCUUUCUCUCUUAUCAGAAACCUAAACAAUUUGGUGUUUUGGCUAGUUAACAAAUAUACACGUUAACCUUGAUUUUGUUACUAAAGAAAUAUCUAUGUUUUGAUUUUAAGUUGUAAUGUUAAAAGUGAUUUUGCACUGAUUAAGCAUAUUUCCCCAAGUAAAUUGCCACAGCCGGCUUACCAAAUUCUUGAUUUAAUUUAAAAUAAAAAUACAAUAUGUAGUUUUAAAGAUGCUUUUCUUAUUCCAGAUCUAUGAUCUAUUUAACACCACAGGAGAUUCCUUGUGCUUGAAGUCUCCUGGGGUGGACCCAGUCCCAAAUCCAGGUAACCUGGAUAUCACUUUUUAAAAAAGUGAAUUUAUUAUUUUUUUUUACUUUUAUCUAAAACUCACAGCACAUCUGACUUAAACCUGGUUAAACUUGGAAUUACUUCAGAGAUUUGCCUGUUAAUCUUGCUCUUUUGUCUGUAAAAUAUUCUGGAUAAGAUGCUGCCUUCUGCAAAUGUCUGAUUAUCUUCCAGUAACUAUUUGACAAGAAACUGUGAUAAAGGGCGUGACAGGCUAUUGAAGAGAAACUGACAUAUCAGUUACUAAAACUAAUCUCAAAUAUACUCGAAGUAGCAGGCUGAAUUUUAUAUAUAUAUAUAUAUAUGUAUGUAGAUUGUAGAUAAUUCUUUGUGGGUUUAUAUUGUUCAUUGUUUAUAUUGUGUAUAUACUUGUUCACCGUCAAAAAAAAAAAGGACAAAUUGACAAAAUGGUAUCUUUUUUUUUUUUAAGAGAGAAAUGUGUCUAUAAAACAAAUUCAUUGAUGAAUCAGCUGGAAGCUUCCAUGGCAUUCUGUUUUUGCUCUGUCAGAAAUUGCAAAAUAUAUAGAAUUCUCUGUUUCUG